Aspergillus affinis is the source of this 1431-nucleotide messenger RNA. Its product is annotated as MFS transporter. Gene Ontology annotation, molecular function: transmembrane transporter activity. Gene Ontology annotation, biological process: transmembrane transport. The transcript has 3 exons. The record is from RefSeq and is a predicted model, not a curated record. Lineage: Eukaryota; Fungi; Ascomycota; Eurotiomycetes; Eurotiales; Aspergillaceae. The coding region runs from base 1 to 1431 and encodes 476 amino acids.
AUGCAGCAAUUCCCCGCUGCAGCACACCAUGUAGCUCAGCACCCUAUCACCAAUGAUUCUCACGUUCUGGGCGAGAAAGAAAUCUUGGGGACGCUCACCUGGGAGAGCCGUAACGCUCCCAUCAAUUCCAGGCAGUGGCCACUGAGAAAAAAAUGGGCGACAACAUCGAUUGUCUCAGCUUUCACUUAUCUAUCCUCAGUAUCCACGCCUAUGAUUUCCCCAACCUUGGACCAGAUCGGGCAAGACUUGCUUCUGACAACUGAAAUUCAGCACCAAUUAACAAUGUCGAUCAUCGUCCUUGCCUUUGCUGUUGGGCCCGUUAUUCUGGCGCCCCUGUCUGAAGUGUAUGGACGCUCGCCCAUGUUACAAUUAAGUAAUUUCUUUUUUCUGGUCUGGAAUGUUGCGUGCGCAUUCUCCAAGAACAAGUCAGAGAUGUUUGCUUUUCGGUUCCUCAGCGGCAUUGGCGGGAGCGCAGCGAUGGCCGUUGGGGAAGGCACUGUCAGUCACUGCUGGGAGCCAGAGCGGCGGGGAACUGCAAUUGCCAUAUACAGCCUCACACCUCUCCUGGGUCCUGUCAUCGGUCCCAUAUCGGGUGCAUGGAUUGCCGAGAAAUCUACCUGGCGUUGGGUCUUUUGGUCAACAAGUAUUUUUGGCGCAACCGUCCAGGUCCUGGGUCUCUGCUUUCUACAAGAAUCCUUCGCUCCAGUUAUCCUCCAGCACCAUACCAAACGCCUCGGAGUCCCCCUGCAAGAAAAUAUCGAGGCCACAAAAUCCAUCCCAAGGCUCCUGGCCCUGGGGACCUCCCUCAUUCGGCCAGCUCGCCUGCUGACCACCCAACCGGUAGUUCAAAUGAUCGCAUUAUACAUGGUCUAUGUCUACGGCCUGUUUUAUCUGUUCCUAUCGACUUUCCCGGGCGUAUGGCAGGGGGUCCACCACGAAAGCACCGGCAUCGCCGGCCUGAACUACAUCUCCCUCGGUGUGGGGUUUGUGCUCGGCGUUCAAAUUGGGGGUCGCCUGAAAGACUUAAUCUACGUGACCCUGAAAGCGAGGAACUUCAACCGGGGACGACCAGAAUCCCGAAUCCCGCUCAUGAUCAUCGGGUCUUACUUCGUGUCGACGGGGAUAUUCUGGUACGGGUGGAGCGUGCAGGCCCGGGCACACUGGAUCGUGCCUAAUUUUGGGAUCGCAGUCUUCGCCAGCGGAUGCAUCGUCUGUCUGCAAUGCAUGCAAGCGUAUAUCGUUGACAACUAUACGCGCUUUGCAGCGAGCGCGAUGGCCGCCGCAGUGGUUGUGCGCAGUCUUGCGGGGUUUGGGCUCCCUCUGUUCGCGCCGUAUCUGUACAACAGGCUUGACUACGGGUGGGGAAAUAGCGUGUUGGGGCUCAUAAGUAUCGGACUUGGGAUUCCUGCCCCUCUGGGGUUUUGGUUUUAG